Molecule: messenger RNA, 561 nt
Organism: Ogataea haglerorum
Lineage: Eukaryota; Fungi; Ascomycota; Pichiomycetes; Pichiales; Pichiaceae
Exons: 1
Coding region: 1-561 (186 amino acids)
Biological process (GO): iron-sulfur cluster assembly
Source: RefSeq, a predicted model, not a curated record
AUGGCAGACGUUAUCAACGCAAACCCUACCGUAUUGGAUGCAAGCUUGCUGCCAACACGACACGGUACAAUAGUGGAGAAGGACGAACAAUUAGUGGUGCAUCAGGAACUCACCGAGCUUUCUCUGGAUGGAAUCACCUAUACGGAUAGCGAGGGCGAAUCCGAAGACGAGGGAUUUGAUGCUCAGGAGAUUUAUGACUUGAUCUCGACAAUUUCUGAUCCCGAACAUCCGCUCACACUUGGGCAGCUGGCCGUUGUGAAUCUCUCAGACAUCAAGGUUAUCGAUCCCCAGAAUAAGAAUGAGAUAGGAGAAGUGAUUGUCCGCAUCACACCGACAAUCACGCACUGCUCUUUAGCCACCCUCAUUGGUCUCGGAAUUAGAGUCAGAUUGGAGCGCUGUUUGCCUCCAAGAUUCAGGAUACUGGUUUUGCUGAAGGAAGGCAGCCACCAGAGCGAGAAUCAGGUGAAUAAGCAGCUGAAUGACAAAGAAAGGGUUAGUGCUGCCUGUGAAAAUGACCAGCUUCUUAAGGUGAUUAGCCACAUGCUAGCAACCUGCGCAUGA